This is a messenger RNA of Clonostachys rhizophaga, 333 nucleotides long. Lineage: Eukaryota; Fungi; Ascomycota; Sordariomycetes; Hypocreales; Bionectriaceae. The record is from the annotation of a GenBank genome assembly.
AUGCCUCCUGUCACAGCUAUCCCCCACGGCCAGCAUGGCCCUUCCGUGUUCGACAAGUUCAAGAUGGGUGCCAUGAUGGGUGGAACUGUCGGUACCAUCAUGGGAUUAAUCUACGGAACCGUGAACGUCUUCCGCUACGGCGCUGGUACCAACGGAAUCAUGCGCACCCUGGGACAGUAUAUGGCCGCUUCAGGGGCCACCUUUGGUUUCUUCAUGGGCGUUGGCUCUGUGAUUCGAACCGAUGCGGACCCAAAGUUUAAUGAACUGUAUAUGCAAGCGCAACGACGUCCAAUUAUCUUGCGAGCGCACCCUGCAUGGAAGAGAGAUAUCUAG